AUGUCUGAUAUCGACACAAGAUCACUUAGACAAUGCGUUGGUGCCAUUGUAUUCAAUGAGCAGGGACAUAUAUUACUUGGCAAAAGGUCCGCCAACAAGAAGUCUGCCAUUGGUAAGGUACGCUACGACAAUUGGCAGUGUCCUCAAGGUGGAGUAGAGGAGGGAGAGGAUAGACACAAGGCUGUGCUGAGAGAGUUGAAUGAAGAGGUUGGCCUACUGGCCGACUAUGUUAGGUAUGUGAGUGUGAUCGCCGAUCCACUUGUAUACUUGCACACGGACAAGGAAAGUAAGAAUCGUGGCCAAUCUAUAACUUGGUUCUUCUUCUAUAUGCCAUCGGCACAGAUCAUCCAGUGCAGGUUGGACAAUGAGCCAGAACCAGAGUUUGACGAGUUGGCGUGGCGUCCAUUCAGCGAUCUGACCAACGAGCAACUGGGCGUCAACUUCAAAGUGGACAUGUACCAGCAGCUCCUUGAACUUUCGUCCAAGCCCAUCGACAUAAUACAAGAACACUUGGCUUCCAUGCGGUAG
Molecule: messenger RNA, 528 nt
Organism: Acytostelium subglobosum LB1
Lineage: Eukaryota; Evosea; Eumycetozoa; Acytosteliales; Acytosteliaceae
Exons: 2
Coding region: 1-528 (175 amino acids)
Molecular function (GO): hydrolase activity
Source: RefSeq, a predicted model, not a curated record